AUGUCCCCGCUGCCCUGCCGGGCUGGUGAGCGGCCGCCAGUGUGCACGGGGGCGCCGCCGAAGCGGGACUGCCCGGCACAGAAGCCGGCUCCUGCAAGCCCGUCAGCUCGGGGUGCCGACGGCAGGAGGCUGGCUAGCUGGCUCCGCAGGACACUUCCAAAGUUCAUUUCGCUCAGCACCCCUGAGCACCCUGGUCGGAGGGGCCUCUUGAGGCCCACGCAGACUCUCACACGCGUGUGUCUCGAGACGUGUCACCCGUUGUCAAGUGCGCGGGAGGGCCCUCGGGCCGGAGCCAACGGAGCGGAGGCGGACGCCGCGCAGCAGAGACGGGGCGGGGGCGGGGCUGGCUUCCCAGAAACAAACACCCGCGUCUGCUCCGGCGCCGCGCCGCAGACCCCCGUCUCACCACCGCCGGCGGAGACAGACCGCACAGAGGAGAGCGGGGCCCCCGGGCUGAGAGGCUCCUGGGGCGGCUCACGUCUCUGUGAGAUGCAGGAGACCCCCACCCCUGUGGGCGGCAAGGACGGGCCACCGCUCCCGGGCGCUCCCUGGGCAGACGCACGCAGCCAAGAGGUGGCAGGGACACCGGAGGCGCAGCGCGCCCCGACGUUCGCCCGAGACUGUUCCAUCAUUUUUUAG
This is a messenger RNA of Rangifer tarandus platyrhynchus (Svalbard reindeer), 639 nucleotides long. The record is from the annotation of a GenBank genome assembly. Lineage: Eukaryota; Metazoa; Chordata; Mammalia; Artiodactyla; Cervidae.